AUGCAGGUGUCGGUGCCGCUCAUCCCUCGAUCCAAGUGCGUCAAACUGCCGAAGCCCUACAAUCUCGUCUCUCCAUAUGCAAUCUGCGCUGGAUUCGAUGAGGGCGGACAAGAUGCUUGCACUGGCGACUCAGGUGGACCCCUUCUCUGUCAAACUGGCGAAGAAUCGCCCUGGAUUGUUUAUGGCGUCACCUCCUGGGGAUACGGCUGUGGCCGCGCUGGCAAGCCCGGAGUCUACACCCGAGUCAAUUUGUACAACAAAUGGAUCACCAGCGUCACCGGCAUCACUCCAUCCAUCAACGACGAUGAUUACCCAAAAGUCUCUUGCGACGAUGAAAACGAGAGCGAGCGUUUUUGGCGACAACCACAACCACGACCACCAGCACAACGACAACGACGACUACAAUGA
Molecule: messenger RNA, 408 nt
Organism: Oikopleura dioica
Lineage: Eukaryota; Metazoa; Chordata; Appendicularia; Copelata; Oikopleuridae
Source: the annotation of a GenBank genome assembly